This is a messenger RNA of Caenorhabditis angaria, 1771 nucleotides long. The record is from the annotation of a GenBank genome assembly. Lineage: Eukaryota; Metazoa; Nematoda; Chromadorea; Rhabditida; Rhabditidae.
AUGAGCUCCGAAAAACGUUCAAGUCUAUUAAACGAGAAACGAACAAGUGUUCAGAUGAAGACCAGCUUCUCACAAGAGGUCUACAAAACUCCGAUCAAACAAAUUCUAACAGCUCCUUCACAAUCGCAUUCAAGGAUUACACCAGGAGGACAGGUCAGUUGAUAUUUUGAAAAAAUGAUAAACAAGAUAAAAUCAUAUGAUUAUUGAGCUCUUAAAUUAGCUUCCGAUGAAGUUAAGGGAACUUCUGAUUUGUUUUUCUAACAAUUUUGUCUGGGAAUAGCCUGAAAUGCCAAUAGGCUCUUCAGGGACUAUGGGCCUUUUUUUGGAAAUAUUUUAAAUAUGAUACGAAAAUCUUCUUACUAUUUCUGUAUUUUUCCAAAAAUAAAAAAUUCCACUAUUUAUCAAAACAUAUUUUGACAGCUCCAAUUAUUUACAAAUCAAACAUUUCCAGUGAAAAACAAAACGAAAAUCCCAUCAAUUUUAUAUGAUAUCAUAAAUUCAAUCCAGAAAGGGCAAAACAAAACACAUGUGCUUUUUCUUAUAAAAGAACGAAGAAAAAAUAAAGAGAGAGUUGGACAAAAACAUCUUAAUUGUUUUGCAAUUAGUUGUGCUUUUUAGAAAAAAGCGAAAAACAUUCUUGAAACAGCGAAAAAAACCAAUGUGGGAAUAUAUACGAAUUUUUUCGGGGCAGAAAAUCGAGCAGUUUGAAACACUUACGAAAAAAUGUAUCAAAAAUAAAAUCUUCUCAGCUUUGUAUUAACGAAAUUAUAUAAAAGUUUAAAAACAUUCCAAUAACCGAGAAAAAAAUCUCGAUUCAUAUCAAAAUUUUUUGAAACGUAUUUAUUCAAUCAGAUUUUUUUUUGAAAACAAAUUUUGGGUGAUAUUUUUUUCGGAAAAUUUUAAUUUUAGAUUUUUUUCGGAAAACUUAAAAUUAUGGGGGCGAAUUCGCCAAAGAGCUGCUUGAAAUUCCAAAUUCAAAAUUCAAAAUUCAAAAUGUUUUCAAUUUUCCAGCUAUUCCUAUGUAUAUUGGGCCUUAUUAUCAGUAUUGCAAUUUGUGUUUGGGCAGCGGGUUUCAGUCGUGAAAGUGGAUUGCGGAGAGCCGUUUUUGCGUCGGCCGCCGCGUUUUGUGGUCUUCUUUUCGCAUUGCUCACAUUUAUGACUAUUCGACGAGCGAAAAAGUGAGUUUUCGGGUAAAAUAGUGGUCUAGACAAAAAUUGUUGUAAUUUUGUAUUUUUCAUGUUCUGAUUGAAUGUCUAGACUCUCUCAAUUUCCCGUUGUCUCUAAACAUUUCUGAAGAUCUUGAAAUUUCCUGUUCAAUUUCAUAGUUAAAUCCGCACAGCCCGAUUAGAAAAAUCUUCAGGUCCAAAAUCUGAGAACCUUCAGAAAACGGAAAAUUCUAAAAGUUUUGGAUUUCAAAAAUUCAGAAAAAUAAAUUCUAACGAUUUUUCAGGACAUUCAAAUGAUUCAAAAAUUACGGGAAAAAAAUCUAAAAAUUUAGUUUUUUUUGACAACGAAAUCCGGAUUCCAAACUUUUAAACAAGAACUUCAAAGUUCUGAAAUUCUAAAUUCCAAUUCUGAGCUAAAAGUCCAAAAGCCAACAACCCCUUUUUACAGUCCACCAGAGCCCGAAACUCUUCCCGAUCUCUCGCAACGUCGUUCAACAAUCGGAGCGCGUGUUGGCAAGCGAUCAAUCGCAGCUGGCAUGGCCGGCGUCGAUGACAGCCCUUCCCAAGUUCUUGUGACCGGUGCACGCGGUUCAAUCGCUUCCUAA